Molecule: messenger RNA, 2508 nt
Organism: Pimephales promelas (fathead minnow)
Lineage: Eukaryota; Metazoa; Chordata; Actinopteri; Cypriniformes; Leuciscidae
Gene: akap17a
Product: A-kinase anchoring protein 17A
Molecular function (GO): nucleic acid binding
Source: RefSeq, a predicted model, not a curated record
UUGCGGAAGCUGUAAACAUCAUGUCCGUUUGUUUCAACUGAGAGCGGACUGCUGUUGUUAUUUAUGCUUCAGUCCGAACAAUUCAGAAAGUCUGAAGCGUCCACGAUGACGUCUAUAGUCACCGACACCGCGGAGGCCGUGGAUCUGUGUCCGGAGAACAACCUCUACCUGAAGCCCAUCGCCAAAAUGACCAUCAGCGUUGCUCUUCCUCACCUCAAGAUGCCGGGAAAGUCCAUCUCCAACUGGGAGGUGAUGGAGAGGCUGAAGUCUAUGGCUCAUCCGGACCAGUUCUCCUCGCUCCGAAUCUCCAAGAGCACCAUGGACUUCAUCCGCUUCGAUGGCGAAGUGGAGAACAGGAGCGUUGUGAAGCGACUCCUGAGCAAACUCGAGGGGAAAAGCAUCAAGCUGAGCGGAUUCACGGAUGUCCUGAAGGUGCGCACGGCCGAGAACAAAACCGAUUUCCCGACACGCCACGAUUGGGAUUCGUUUUUCCGGGACGCCAAGGAUAUGAACGAGACUGUGCCGGGGGAGCGUCCCGAUACCGUUCAUCUGGAAGGCCUUCCUUGUAAAUGGUUCGCCCAGAAGGACGGCUCUCCCGACAAGCCUUCGGAAGCGAUGCUCAAAACCGUUUUCGAGCGGUUCGGAAAGAUUCGUAACGUCGACAUUCCCAUGCUGGAUCCUUACCGAGAGGAGAUGACCGGGAAGAACUUCAACACGUUCUCGUUCGGAGGGCACUUGAACUUUGAGGGGUACGUGCAGUAUCUGGAUCACACGGGGUUCGUGAAGGCCAUGGACUCUCUGAGAGGGAUGAAGCUCAUGCUGAAAGGGGAUGAUGGGAAAGCCGUGGCCUGCAGUAUUAAGGUGACCUUUGACACGACGAAACACCUGAGUGAUUCCUCGCUGAAGAAACGACAGCAGGAGCGACUGAAACUGCAGGAGCUCGAGAAACAGCGAGAGGAGCAGAAACGCAGAGAGAAGGAGGAAGAGGAGCGGCGGAAGGAGGACGAGAGGAAACAGCGUGAGCAGGAGGAGCUGGAGAAGGAGAGAAAGAGGGAGGAGAAACUGCGUAAACGAGAGCAGAAGAUCAAGGAGAAAGAGGAGAAGAAGAACCAGAAGAAGAUGAAGAAGCAGCAGGAGGAAGAACAGAAGAAGCUCCACCAGAAGAUCGUGAUGGAGGAGAGGAAACUCUUGCUGGCUCAGAGGAACCUGGAGUCCAUCCGGCUCAUCGCGGAGUUACUGAGCCGAGCAAAGAGCCUGAAGCAGCAGCAGCAGGAGCAGCAGAAGGCGGAGCAGGAGCAUCUCCGUCAGCUGGAGGAGAGCAGACGCCAGCAGGAGGAGGAGCUGAGGCGCGUCGAGGCCGAGAAGAAGCGAACGCUCGAGCUCCAGAGGAAAGAGCGUGAGCUGCGGGACCGGCUGCUGGGAAACCUGCUGAAGAAGAGCACCAACACCGACGAGAUCGAGAGCGCUCCCGUCAUCGGCUUGGACCUGCAGAUCUGCCACGCGCAGGUCAACGGCGGCGAGAUCGACCCGGACAACCAGGACAGCAAACCAAAGAAACCGGAGAGUGUGGAGGAGCGAGCAGACGGAGAGAGACGCGAGCGAAGGAAUCAUACGCGACGUCACGAGAGGCGGAGUCAGAGUCGUGGGAGGCGGAGUCACAGCAGCGGGAAGCGGAGUAAGAGUCGCGGGAGGCGGAGUCACAGCAACAGGAGGCGGAGUCAUAGCACCGGUACGCGGAGCCACAGCAACGGGAGGCGGAGUCCGAGUCACGAGGGGCGGAGUCACAGUCACGGGAGGCGGAGUCACAGUCGUAACGGGCGGAGGAGCCGAACAACGAGACACCGGCGCCACCGGGCGAGGAAGGACAGUCACGGGCCGAGCAGCAGCAAGAGUCGCAGCAGCAACAGCAGGAGUCGCUCGUCCAGUCGAGGACGCCGCCGACACUCGCGUCACCGAUCCCGACGACACUGAGAGGAGGAUGAAGCUGCCGUGUGAGGUUUUUGUGACCUGGACGUGUUCUUGACCAAGAUUCACUGCUUGAAUUAAACGCUACAGUAUCUUGAACUUAUCUGGCUGUAUUUUUCCUAUUAGUAUCACAUUUUCUUUUUUAAGUUUGCCUUACAAAGACUGAAGCUUUGAUUGGUGAUUUUCUGUGAGAGUGUUUCGUUCAGCGUUAUUAAACUCCAUAGACUACAAUCCUUGGUUUAUGACUUGAAUUUGACUUUUUUGAAAGUGUUUAAUCUGUUCAUUUCAAGCAUCUCAAUGCAGUUUUGUGUAGGACUCUCAAUCUUAUGUAGAAGUUGGAUUUAUAGUGUUUUUUUUUAAUGGGGGAUCCAGCUUUGUUUUCCUCGGCACAAGCACAGGACUUUAUUUAAGCUGGAAACGCACAUGUAAAGUCGUUACGAAGACUGUUUUAUGGCAGAAGCGCCACUGAAGGACAUGUUUGUCACUCGUUUUAACUCGAGUUACCUUCCGGCAGGUCUCAAUAAAGCAGUGCUUUGGAUUUUA